This is a messenger RNA of Hirsutella rhossiliensis, 1005 nucleotides long. RefSeq names its product chitin synthase III catalytic subunit domain-containing protein. NCBI's taxonomy places the organism in Eukaryota, Fungi, Ascomycota, Sordariomycetes, Hypocreales, Ophiocordycipitaceae. The transcript has 2 exons. Gene Ontology annotation, cellular component: endoplasmic reticulum membrane. The record is from RefSeq and is a predicted model, not a curated record. Gene Ontology annotation, biological process: protein folding. Bases 1 to 1005 code for a protein of 334 amino acids.
AUGUCGGGCUUCGGUGACUUCAGGUCCAUUUGCGAAAACGCGCCCCUACCGCUCUGCGCCAAUGUCGGCCCCGUACUGUCGGCCUCGGGCCGCGUGGGCAUCGAGCCAGACUGCUACGCACGCAACAUCGAGCUGGCCAACACAAUCAUCUUCGAGGGCGCCGCGUCGGCCAUGCACAUUGCGGCCCUCGUCAUGACCGUCGUCAUGAUCCUCCACGUUCGUAGCAAGUUCACGGCUGUGGGCCGCAAGGAGAUCCUCACCUUCUUCUACAUCUACAUGUUGACCACUUUUGUCUCCCUCGUCGUCGAUGCCGGCGCCGUGCCCCCCGGCAGCGGGCCCUAUCCCUACUUUGUCAGCAUCCAGAACGGCUUCAGCAGCGCCCUCAUGACGUGCCUGCUCAUCAACGGCUUCGUUGGCUUCCAGCUGUACGAGGACGGCACCCCGCUGUCCGUCUGGCUGCUGCGCCUAUGCUCCCUCGCCGCCUUCGCCAUCACCUUUCUCGUCUCGCUCGCCACCUUCAAGAGCUGGGCCGGCCUGGGCCCGACGAAUACCGUCGGUCUCUUUGUUGUCCUGUACCUGCUCAACGCUAUCCAGCUCUUCAUCUACGUCGGCAUGCAGAUUCUGCUGGUGACGAGGACGCUCCACGACCGCUGGCCGCUUGGCGACAUUGCCUUUGGCAUCCUUUUCUUCGUUACCGGCCAAGUCAUCCUCUACGCGUUUAGUGCCAGCAUCUGCAUCGCCGUGAGCCACUAUCUCGACGGCCUCUUCUUUGCGACCGUGUGCAACCUAUUGGCCGUCAUGAUGGUGUACAAAUACUGGGAUUCCAUCACGAGAGAGGACCUCGAGUUUUCCGUGGGCACGAGGAUGAACAACUGGGAAGUCAAGGAGCUGCUGCCCGAAGACGAGCGCCGGGCUACGGUGUACGCGGACGAUCCGUACGGGCACUCGAGCGCCUACGACGUGCCGUAUCCGACAACGGCGCAACGAUACUCGGUCAAAUACUAA